Messenger RNA from Colletotrichum phormii, 1341 nucleotides. Its product is annotated as flavonoid 3',5'-hydroxylase. The coding region runs from base 1 to 1341 and encodes 446 amino acids. Lineage: Eukaryota; Fungi; Ascomycota; Sordariomycetes; Glomerellales; Glomerellaceae. The record is from RefSeq and is a predicted model, not a curated record. Gene Ontology annotation, molecular function: iron ion binding; heme binding; oxidoreductase activity, acting on paired donors, with incorporation or reduction of molecular oxygen. The transcript is spliced from 5 exons.
AUGGCUCUGCUGAGUUUUGGCAAUAUCUUGCUGCUCUCUGCAGCCUAUGUCUUGUGGAAGGUACUCUACCAAUUUGUGUAUUAUCGCUUCUUCCAUCCACUGGCCAAAUUUCCCGGCCCAUUCUGGGGUUCCGUCACUCGUCUUUGGAUUACCUACCACAAUGUGAAGGAGGAUGAGUGUCGGGUGAAUCAGGCGCUUCACAAGAAGUAUGGACCUGUCAUUCGUAUCACGCCCACCAUGUUGCUCGUAAGCGACGCAACCAAGUUGCCGGAGAUUUACCACCGGAACGCCAACAAGUCGCAACACUACAUCACUGGCAGUUUCGGGAAGAGUGAAUCGCUGCUCAACAUGCAAGAUCAUGUGAUGAACUUUGCCCCAUGGGCGGUAUACCUUGCUUACGAUAUUGUUUCCGAGGUCGGCUUUGGGCAGCCUUUCGGUUUCAUAGAGCAGGGGAAAGACAUCGAGGGACUUAUUCAAGGAUUCCACGAUGGCCUCGUGCCGUUCGGCAUCCUAGCGCGUUGCUAUCCGUUCACGAAUUGGGUCAAGAGCACUUUUUUGGGGAAAUAUUUAAUUUGGGACGGUCUAAUUGCCCAGAGAUUUAAAGACAUCGAGAAAGGGACGACAGAUGGCCGAAUCGACUUGAUCCAGACUUUCAUCGAAGCCCGCGACGAAGACGGAAACCCUCUGGACCUGGACUACAUCAAAGCCGAAAUUCUUCUCGUUUUGCUUGCUGGAGCUGAUACCACUGGCACUGCAUUCCAGGCUUUUAUGAUGCACAUCAUGACACAUCCUGAAAUUUACGAUCGUCUCAUGGUCGAGAUUGACGAGCAGACCCGAGCUGGUAAUCUUUCGGAGAUGCCUCAGUAUGCAGAAGUUCAGCAGCACUGCCCCUUCUACGUCGCGUGCAUCCGCGAAGCCAUGCGUCUCAACCCCUCAGCACCCAACAUAUUUCCUCGUCUUGCCGGAAAAGGUGGCAUGGAGCUGUACGGAAAGCAUGUACCUGAAGGCGCCGAAGUCACUUACAACCCCUGGCUUGUCCAUCGUGACGAGAAUAUCUACGGCCCCGAUGCCAGUGAGUUCCGACCGGAGCGGUGGUUAGAGAGUGAGGAGAAGACGAAGGAGAUGCUCAAGUAUAAUAUGGCUUUUGGUUACGGAGCCAGAGUUUGCUUGGGCAGAGAUCUGGCAAUGAUGGAAUUGUUGAAAGGACCCCUUCAAUUCUUCAGGACGUUCAAGCCAGAGAUACUCAACAAGAGACAGCCUGGGAAGUAUGUAGUGAAGGGAGGCGUCAGUUUCUUCGAGGAAAUGUGGAUCACCAUCGAACGGCGGCCGAAGGCGAUAUAA